UCUCUAUCUUCUCUGUUCAACGAUUGAUUCAUUCACUACCUUUCUUGUCUGCGUGGAGAUAAUUACACUUUGAUCCUUCUCUAAUGGCCACCAAAGUUUACAUUGUGUACUACUCCACUUAUGGGCAUGUUGAGAAGCUGGCACAUGAGAUUAAGAAGGGAGCAGACUCUGUUGAAGGUGUAGAGGCCAAGCUCUUUCAGGUACCGGAAACACUUUCUGACGAGGUUCUUGCGAAACUGGGAGGCCCACCAAAGAGUGAUGUCCCAAUCAUAUCCCCUCACGACCUCCCGGAAGCCGAUGGCUUCGUCUUUGGCUUCCCCACAAGGUUUGGGAUGAUGGCUGCACAAUUCAAGGCCUUUCUUGACGCAACCGGUGGCCUUUGGAGGACCCAGGCUUUAGCUGGCAAGCCCGCCGGUCUCUUCUACAGCACCGGAUCUCAGGGAGGUGGCCAAGAGACUACCGCGCUAACAGCAAUAACACAGUUGGUUCACCACGGGAUGAUCUUCGUGCCAAUCGGGUACACUUUUGGAGCGGGCAUGUUUGAAAUGGAAAAGGUGAAGGGCGGGAGCCCUUACGGUGCAGGGACAUAUGCAGGGGAUGGGUCCCGCCAGCCGAGCGAUGUCGAGCUCGAACUAGCCUUCCACCAGGGGAAAUACAUUGCUGCCAUCACAAAGAAGCUUAAAGCUGGUUCUUCAUCCUAAGCCAUAACUCUCUCUCUAUAAAUAUAAAUUUACACUAUACUUUGCAAUAUUUCAAAGAAUAAGAAGCAUGCCCAUAUACCCAUACACUUUUUUUAUUUCAUAGAAGUAAAUUGUUUUGUUUUGU
Cuscuta campestris is the source of this 825-nucleotide messenger RNA. Lineage: Eukaryota; Viridiplantae; Streptophyta; Magnoliopsida; Solanales; Convolvulaceae. The record is from the annotation of a GenBank genome assembly.